AUGUUGGUUAAUAAGAGAAUAGGGAAGUUGUUAAAGAUUACACUGGUUAUUCUGGGUGUUCUAGGUGUAUAUGCACUAAUUGAAUCUGUGCGCAGUGGGAACGAUUAUUCCAAUCUCAGUGUAUCACAAUACAGGGAUUAUUUAAAGAAUCACAUUGACACAUUAAGUUCUUCAGCAGAUUCUGAUGGUCAUAAUAAAGAGGAGAAGGUAAAGGAUGAACGUUUGCUGAAAUUCUAUAGCAGCGUCUUUCAAAGUAUCAUAGAUCAUUCGCCGACUGGGAAAUGUCGUCGUGUAUAUAAAGAUAGUUGUAAACUAUCCAGUGAUGUUGGUAAUCGACCAGACGACUACAAAAAUUGGUUCAAAUUGUCUUUCGCUGAGUUAAUCGAUUGUCUAGAGUUAGAUUCUGGGGAGAUUGAAAACUUAUCUAAAUCUCAUGCAAGUUUUAUUGAACAAUUAAAUAAAUUAGUGCUACCUAAGGAUUCUUACAAAAAUGAUGGGAUUGUUACGGUUGGUGGUGGUAAGUUCUCUCUGAUGGCAUUUUUGGUGAUUCGAACUCUACGGAAUUUGGGUACAACACUACCCGUGGAAGUCUUCAUCCCACCAAAUGAUGAAGGAGAGACAGAAUUUUGUAAUAAAUUAUUACCAAAAUACAAUGCUAAAUGUGUUUAUAUUAGUGAUAUUUUACCUCAAGAAAUGAUUAAUAAUUUUGAAUUUAAAGGGUACCAAUUCAAAUCAAUUGCUAUUAUUGCUUCCAGUUUUGAAAAUUUAUUAUUAUUAGAUGCUGAUAAUUUCCCAAUUAAACCAUUGGAUGAUAUCUUUGAAGCAGAACCAUAUAAAAGUACUGGCCUAGUAAUGUGGCCAGAUUUCUGGAGACGUACCACUCAGCCAUUAUAUUACCAAAUUGCUGGUAGAACAAUUGAUUUUAAGACAAGAAUACGUAACUCUAUUGAUGAUUUAACUCCACCUCACGUAUAUACCAAAAAUUUACAAGAUUUGAAGGAUGUUCCAUUCCACGAUUUCCUUGGUACAAUACCUGAUGUAUCUACAGAGUCUGGUCAAUUAUUAAUCAAUAAAUCCAAACAUUUAGCUACGGUAUUAUUGGCUUUAUACUAUAAUGUUAAUGGUCCCACAUGGUAUUAUCCUAUCUUUUCUCAAAAAGCUGCAGGUGAAGGUGAUAAAGAGACAUUUAUUGCUGCUGCAAAUUUUUAUGAUUUACCAUUUUAUCAAGUGAAGACCAAUGUUGGUGUAGACGGAUAUCAUCAACCAAAUGAUAAGGGUUAUCGUGGUGUUGCUAUGUUACAACAUGAUUUUAUCCAAGAUUAUGGGAAAUAUGUUAAAGCUCGCACAGAUAUAUCUAAUAAAUAUGCCAAAGCUGGAUUAGCAUAUGAUCCUGAAUAUAGUGUUGAAUCAUUUUACAAAGAAUAUUUUGAAGAUGGUCAAAAACAAACAGAAGUGGAUGUCAUGUUCAUUCAUUCCAAUCUACCGAAAUUUGAUCCAUAUACGUUAUGGACGGAUGAGGAUCUUAUUGUCGAUGGGAAACAUAUUCGUUCAUUUACUAAUUUACGUAGAUUAAAGAACUAUGACAUUGAAUUAGAAAAUUUCAAGGUCUUUAAAGAAGUCUUAUGUGGAGUGUCAAAAGUACCUUUAUUCAAAUAUUUAGAAGAUAAGAUGAAUGCGAAUGAUUUCAAAAGCAUGUGUCAGUAUAUUGAUAACAGACUUGAUUUCUUAGAAGAAUCACAUGCAUCUGCAAUUUCCAGUGAUUGA
Maudiozyma barnettii is the source of this 1764-nucleotide messenger RNA. It is a transcript of the gene MNN2, whose product is annotated as alpha-1,2-mannosyltransferase MNN2. Bases 1 to 1764 code for a protein of 587 amino acids. Gene Ontology annotation, cellular component: Golgi apparatus. The transcript has a single exon. The record is from RefSeq and is a predicted model, not a curated record. Gene Ontology annotation, biological process: mannan biosynthetic process. Gene Ontology annotation, molecular function: alpha-1,2-mannosyltransferase activity. NCBI's taxonomy places the organism in Eukaryota, Fungi, Ascomycota, Saccharomycetes, Saccharomycetales, Saccharomycetaceae.